Messenger RNA from Hordeum vulgare subsp. vulgare (domesticated barley), 1062 nucleotides. Its product is annotated as thiosulfate sulfurtransferase 16, chloroplastic-like. The record is from RefSeq and is a predicted model, not a curated record. The transcript is spliced from 7 exons. NCBI's taxonomy places the organism in Eukaryota, Viridiplantae, Streptophyta, Magnoliopsida, Poales, Poaceae. Bases 268 to 846 code for a protein of 192 amino acids.
GUCAUGUGUACGUGGGAUCCUACUACCCUCCGAGGACGCGGAGGAAGCGAGGACAGAACAGAUGCAGCGUCCCAGCUGCCAACCGUCGUCAUGAACCAAGCAUAAAUAUGUGUUCCCAUGCCAUGUGUUUGUGCAAGGUUACCACAUUUCUCCGUGGAAUCAGCGCUCAAUCUGCACCGCAGCUAUACCUCUACUUGUACCGUGAGCUGAGCUGAGCUGAGCGUCGGAGUCCCCAAGAACGAGACAGGAGCGAGAAGGACCGGAGCAAUGGCGUCGGACUGCUCCUUCGCCCACGGCGUCUCCCUCCCCGCGCACCGCCCUCCCCUCGCCGUCACCACCUGCAGGCUACGCCACGGUGCCGCUCGCGCGGUAGCCCGCCAUCGGGCCAUGGCGGCGGCGAGGCGGGUCUCGGUGGGCGCCGCCAGGAGGAGGAUCGGCUCAGCCAGAUACGGCAGCAACGGGGCGGCGGCGUUGCGCGCGGAUGAGGCGGAGGUGGCCGUGCCGCCGUCGGUGCCCGUGCGCGUCGCCCACGAGCUGCAGCUGGCCGGCCACCGCUACCUCGACGUCAGAACGGAGGGUGAGUUCGCCGGCGGGCAUCCGGCGGGAGCGGUGAACGUGCCCUACAUGUACAGCACCGGCUCAGGAAUGGCGAAGAACUCGCACUUCAUCGACCAAGUGUUGGCUAUCUUCGGCAAGGACGACGAGAUCAUUAUCGGAUGCCAAAGUGGCAAGAGGUCUCUCAUGGCAGCAGCCGAACUCUGUUCCGCUGGCUUCACUGCUGUGACCGACAUCGCCGGAGGAUUCUCGACUUGGAGGGAGAAUGGGCUGCCAAUCAAUGUCCGGUGACAUCGAGGGAGAAUGGGCUACCAGUCAAUGUCCGGUGACAUCGCUGGCUUCUCUGAAUGUUGCUGAAAAAUAAUGAUCUGUCAUAGUCUGCAAGGUUGUAUAUAGCCAGUGUGGUAGUACUGAAUUCAGAUUCAAGACACCACAACACAACAACGCACUGAAUAAUUGAAUGGAUGUAAUGAACAGCCGGCGUAAUUCUUCUCUGCAUCCGAGUAA